AUGGCUCUAAGGCUCCUGCCAGCUAUCAUCAUGGACAAUGAUGAGGAUGAUGAUGGGAACUUCACCAAAUGGAUGAGCAGUUACUGGGGACACGGAGCAGAAACUGGACACUCCAGGGAGAGAAAGCGCAGCUUCAGAAGACCUGCAAGGACACACACAGACCGGAGAGCAUCACUGCCCACUGUGGUAAGGACUUACAGCAUUUAAUGGAUUUAUGUAUGUGGCUUUAAGCUCAGACUUUCUUAAAAAACUUAAAUGUAUUCCAAGAGAGAAUUUGUGGCACAGCUCAGAACAAACAGACUAUUGAAAUGUACGUUAGUUGGACAAAAAAGCACCCUGGUAUAACCCGCAACAGCCAUCAUGAAUAUCGCCACUGUCUGGGUAAAUUUUCAAGGUGCAUGUAGUGAAAAAAAAGUCAGAUAUUUAAAAUACAAUCACUGUACACAAACUUGUAUCCUAAAGUCUACUGUGUAUGCUCAAAAUCCAUUUUCAUCUAUGCAAUUCAUGUUCACUAGUACUCAAUCCCUACUAUUAAAUGUAGUACUAGCAUACUGCAAAAAAAAAAAAACAGCUUAGAAUAUGAUACCUAUUUGCAUUACAAAAUUCAGAAACAACACACGUCAAACCAAUUUUUUUUUCCCAUUUUUUGCUGAGCAACGACCCACCACAGAGCAAAAAAAGUGCUUUGACACUACUGUAUACUUAUUUCCUCUGUCUUUAAAGACAGAUAAAUGUCCCUUUCAUGGAUCUUAAUGAAACAUGCCAGCAUAGAAGAGGUUAGAUUUUCUAUGCUGGCAGACAGUGAGGGCAGAUUAAUGCAUGUAUUUACUCAACAGACCUUACAACCCCUCACACUGGUAUGAGCACUAUGCAGGCCAUAAAGGUUGAUUAUAGUGUUUAGUUUAAGGAUGUCGUGACCUGAAACUUCACAUCAAUAAUGUCAGCUGAUGCUUACAAAUUUAUGACGCCCCUGUUGCACACACAGGCAGAAUUUAAAACGGCGAUUAAAAUUGAUUUUGUAGUGUUUCAACAAAUGGAAACCAGAGACUAUUCACUUCUUGUUCUGUGUCAUGUCAUAAAAAUCCACGACUAGUUUCCACCAGAACACUGCAGAAACUUAAAACUAAUUGUGUGUUUUUGUCUCAUUUCCAGUAAACUGUCUAAUUAGACUCAAUAUAAGUCACAUUAAGAGUCAGAAAUUAGAAAGGGAAGUGAGAAAAAAUGCCCAAGAAAAUUUCUUGCUCCUGAUAAUCAAGCAGCAAAUAUUACCCCAUGGGUCUUCUGCCAAUUAAGCCUGCAUAUUUACUAGUUUAGGAUCAGUUUAGGACGGUUCGGGGGGUGGGGACUAAGUUGUUUUUGACGUCAACAACCACAUUAGAAGAUAAUAAGAUAAUGAAGGAUUUAGAGGUUAAUGAAAGUGUGCCUGUUUUGGGCUCUAAUGAUAAGUUUCUUUACCUCAGGAGACCUUAUUGUGUGCGGUGCUCACCUUGUGUCACAUUGAAAACAGAUAUUUUAGGCACUUGUUUACUCUAAUUUUCAAAACAUCAUCCCUAAAAUCUGCUGCCACUUUUUUUUUUAUCUUGGAGGCAAAAUUUACCUCAGAGUCACAUUCACCUGACAAUUGUCUUAUUUCAAGAUAUUACAAGAUAAAACAAGCAAAAAUUCAGACUUGAAUUCCUUGUAUUGGGUGAAAAAUAAUCUGAGGUGACAUGAUUUAAUUUCAGAGUCUUGUUUGCAAAGGGAUUAUUUUUCCUUCUUCAGGAUCAUUUAAAAGAAAUUCACAUUUGCAUUUUUCUCACCCCUUAGGUUGAUUUUUUUUAACACAUUCAGGUUUCAUUUUAUCUGUAAGACAUUUGUCUGGACUUGUUAGGUGAAUGUGAUCGGUGAUGGAAAUUAGAAAAAAUGUUUUUAAAAUAUUUGUGGAAGUGGAUAUAAGACCAGAUAUAUUUUGUCCUGUGACCCUGUCAAACUGAAUUUCUUUUAUGUCACAGUCUUACUUACUAUUCUGUUAUUUUGAUUUAUUUUAAAGAAGUGAGAAUAAUUACCUACUGUAAAUGAAAAAUAAAAUAUUUUCUGGGCAACCUUUGCCUCUCACAACAAAAAACGGGGGCCUAUUUAGGGGAGCUCUUUUGAAACAUAGUACCUAAGGGUAUAAAGUUUCUGUUUUCAGUGUGAAAUGAGGUCUUACAUCAAAUCUAGUUGGACAUCUUAAAGUAGAAAUUAGACAACACUUGUUUUGUGUUGGGAUUUUGCAGUGAAAGGACUUGAAGUAUUUUUUUGUGAAAUCCCGAGAAACCUUAAUAGACACUGAAGCUUUUGAUGGAUUGUUUUUAGUGAACAAUCCUGAAAUUUGGAUGAAAAACAAGGAUAAAAUCAUAACUAACGGUCAAAGACUGGAAAUCAACCACUAUUCAACCAGCUACAACUUGGUGGCAACAUACCUGAAAACAUAAUGUAGUUAAUUAAUGAGAAAAAUGUGCACCUUCUAGAGAUAACAUAAUUACUGUGACAGUUUUUAUUAAGAUAAUUUUCAGCAGUUACCUAAAUCAAUCCGUGCAAAGGUUAAAUUCCAGAGAGUAGCAUUUGAUACAAAAACAUCCCAUUAUGGGCUGUUUGAUAUUAAGAAGAAGAUUUAGAGACACUGUAAAAGUAGAACUGCCCAAUAUUCUUCACAGAAACAGGAAAAAGAAGUUUGUAUGUGCAGACACUCUCAUUAGCUCACUAUCUGACAGAAAUUAAAAGAGUUACUUUGGUAGAAGCAGAGUUUGGCUGAAUAUUGACACAGGUUGACUGAGUCUGUGAAUAUCUCAAGUGACUCACCUUCGCAGAAAGUGUUUUCUUGCACCUCUGCACAUCUCUCACCUGUUUAAAUACAACAACUGAUUUAAUAUCUCUCUUUAUUCGAAACCUAUCACAAAAUAAGAGUUGAUGAAUCUCACUAACGGGUGUGUGGACUGACUCUUCUAUCAUGAAUGGUCCCUAUCUGUGACUUAAAGACUUAAAGGCCUGUGACCCAAAGAAAAAAAAGGAUCUCACAAGAGCUUCUCAAGAUAACUCCUGCAGAAAACAUGUCACGUUUUUAUUCAUGGACUUUUGCAUGCUAGAACUCAUACACAUGCAGAACAUGAACUCUCUUGUAAACAGUGUGCAACUUUAUUCAGAGCCACGAGGGACCUGACUCACUGACUCACUCUCCUCCUGUCAGAGAGAGGUCAGAGUUCAAAGCCAGCUACACAGCAGCAGUUUCGGGCUCAUAUUUGAGACACGCACUGAGCAACAACAAGCAGGCAGCUAUUAAUCAAAGAUAUAUCCUGUGAGUUGUUUGUAGGACUUGUCUAAGGAUAAAAGAAAUUGCAUAAGCCAAUAAAAGCAGCUCAGUGAUUUACCACAACAUUUCUACUUAUUAAACUAAUGCUGGGAUACAAAAGAAAUCUUGCACUUUGUGACUCUUACUUUAAUAACUUAUCUUUACUUUGCUUGUUUUGUUCUUGCCCUUGAAUGAACGUCGCUUUGGAUAAAAGCCUCUACUAAAUGACAACAUAACAGCCAAGGCGUCAUGGGUUGAGUUGUAUUUGCUGAGAUUGGCCUCUAGGUGGUGUCAGACUAACUCAGAUAAAAUUAACUUAUUUUUAUUACUUUGUUUAAAAUGAGCAUUUGAUCAGGAGUUGGGGUGAGCAGAGCACAACAGCUCACCUAUUAAUCCAUAAAGGGGUUAAUUUACUGCGAUGGAGUCUCUGCUCAUGGUGCAACGGGGCAAAGAGAAUCAUACUGAAAUAUGCUGUUUAAUUGCAUUUUUGAAGGUCUUGCACUGAACUGCUGCAGGACUCAUGUUUACUCAUCACUGCAACUAUGGAAGCCUGGAGAAAAAAAUAGUUAGAUAACAAUGAAAACUAGUUUUCAUCUAAACUAAUUAUGCAUUUGUUUGUUUUCAAUAUUGUUUGUGUAAAUUAACAACAACAACAAAAAAAAAUUAAGGAGAGAUCCAGCUAAUUUUGGCAUAAAUGCUUGAAUAUGGUUUUGAAAAGUAAGAUUCUUCAGACCUCUGUUAGUCAUUUCAAAAUUGCUGGAGAGGAUGUGGUGGAGAAGCAGAUUUCUCUCAUUUUUGGAAGUGCCCUUCAUUACAAAAAACAUAAGGAACUUAAUUAGGGAAAUAUUGUACCUGGACGGACUAUUCUCCCCUCACUAGCUGAUCCUUGGCAGUACAUCCUCAAGAGGUCGGGGAAAGAUAAAGUAUUUUCUCAGAGCACUUGCUUUAAUAGCAAACAAAGUAAUUACAGUUGAUGGGCUCAAACGUCACCUGCCUAACGUGGAGCAGUUGACCUAAGGACUCAAGGCUGUGAACUCAGUGUGACCUAAUGACUGAGAAAGGUGGGCCUGUUAUAUUGUCAGAGAAUAAGGGAGUUGUAUUCACUGCAUUAUACCUACAUUAUUUCUUGCUGAGUGUGAAAGAGUAUAAAACACCACAAGUAUUUCUGCAUUUCUGCAAAGUUUGAUGUACAGAAAAAAACUUUUGUCUGAUUUCAUUUGUGUAAAGCUUCAUGUCAAAGAACUUAUUUCAGUGAAUUAAAAGAAAUAGUGUAGUUAAAAACAGUUUCACCUGAUUUUUAAGUGAAGUCAUUCAAAGUUCCUGUGAGGAACCUCCUGUUUGUGUUGAUUUUGGCACCUCUGUGGUCAAAGACAUACAUUUCAUCCCUAUGAAAAUGAAUAAAUAAAAAAAGUUCUUAUGUUUAUCUUGUACUGUGUGUCCCAUGGAGGUUUUUUUCUCUCUCUCCUGUUAACAAUCAAAUGUCUCACUCUCACAGUGUUGAGGUACACACAAUAUAAACAGAUGUAAUUCUCAAAUCAAUCACUUUAAAUCUAUUAAAUGGUGAAAAUAAACUUUUUUGUACCUGAACCUGUUGUCAUCAAAGCUGCUGUUUUUGGAUUUUCACAUUUUCAAGCCCUAAAAUGUCAGAUGAUGUGACUGAAGUCACCUUGGCUUUAUCAAUGAUAACUUGAUGAUGAAUCAAGUCAAAAAUGCAAAAUCAAAUAAAUAAAACCUUUUGGCAUGAUUUUAUAAGUGCCUGUUUUGGGGAAUAACAAUCAUUUUUAAAUCCAUAUAUUUUUGAUUUUCAGUAAAGUUCGUUACCAAAAUAAUAAUAAUUGAAGACCCUGUUCAGAUCUGUGUUUCUCAAAGUCUCUGUGAUGCCCCAAAUAAGCCCAAGUGUGUUUUUGUCUGGAAAUUAUUCUGAUUUAUGAGUCUUUUUUCCAGACACUGUUGAUAUGUCAAGUUAUGUUGUCCUUAGGUUUGACAAGGCAAAAUAAAGUCUUGAUUUAUAAAACAUUUUUAAAGCACAAAUUUACAUGAAAAAAUUCAAUUGUGUCUUGCCAACUUCUUUUGAAAUGCUAGCUAUGAAGACCAAGCUCACAAACUAACAAAAAGGGUGAAACAUCCUCUGGUGUUUCACUUUUUUCUGUCACAUCAAGUUUGGAGACCCCUCAUAGUUUCUCAACAAUCAGAUUUACUUUGACCUAAUCACUUUUACUUCAAGCUAUAUAAAAAAUAUAGCUGAUUUUACCCCCAAAAAGAACUGUCUUGUUAGUCAUCUACCCAGUGUAUUUAUUGUGUCAUCGAGCACCAAAGUGAAUCUGAGGACAUGCAUCAAUAAAGAGGGGUCAGAGUGAGGGGGCUGCACAUAAACAAAGCUCUUAAAGGUUUAGUUUAAAGCUCAAGAGGUGAGCGAGUACAUCUCCAGUAACCAGUCUUAAUGUCUGCAGUUUAAUCUGUGCUAGAACUUGAACUUGAGAUCUUAUAGCUCUCACGUUAAGUCUCUAUAUCAGACUUAAGUCUUUACAAGUUUUGCAACAUGCAGGUGUCUGUGUGAUAAUGUGAUUACUGUUGUUGUGUAAAUGACCAGUGAGCUGACUGCUACGAGGAAAAACCCAAACUAUAAUUAGACAAACAUGUUACUUAAGGACAUUAGACAUGAUUAACCCCUUUCACAAACAGCAGCUUGGCCCAGGCUUGUGCCUUCUCUGUUACUCCACUGCACUCUCUCUUUUAGCUGAUGUUAAAUAACUGUUUUCAUGAUGUGUAAUAGCUCUUCUUUAUUAUGCCCUCUGUUAUCCACAGACACAGUUAGACGCCAUGAAGUUAAACAGGAUCCAUGCAGCAACUAUGGCCCCCACCCCGAGCCACAUCAAAACCAGGGAGGAGAAGGGCGAGGUCCGCCCCCACCAGAGAGCUCGACGUGUCUCCUCGGAGGACAACAGAGGGAAGACAGCCCUCCAAGAGACCCGCAUCACUACCAUCCCAGAGCUCACAGAGUCCUUUGAGAAGAGGCUGUUUCUCAAAAAUAAGAGGACCACGUCUCUGGUGAGCUCAAGAGUCUUGAUGUUAUUUAAAGCUCCUAUGAGGAAUAUUUAGAGUGUUAUGAAGCUCUACAAGAUCUAAAUACCUUUUAAUCAAAACAAUAUAAGUUAAUUUUUUCAUUAUUUCUUAUCUGUAACACUAUUUUUCCAACACUGUUGGAAUCAAAUGAUACAUCACUGCUAUAGGGGAGACUGGGCUUGUUGUCAUAUGGGUAAGUUGUCACGCUGCAAUUAUCUUUGCCACCAGAGGGCGCAAAUAAAAAGUGGAAUACUAGUUUUCUUCCUUUACAUGGUCAGGGGUCGUGUACUGUCUGAGAAGAGAAGAGCACAUUGUGAGCUGAGAUGAGCGCCAAUUGAGGACAGUCAGGCUGGUGACCCUAGCUAAUAAAUCAAUCUGGAGCACAAUAAAGGACUUUGCAUACUUUUUUAAAUGAAUACUUGUUCAGUGGCUAUGUUCAAUGACUUUUUUUUCCUCAUUGAUAAACAUUUUCUGUGCCUGACUUUGAUGUUCACUUUCAUAUAAAAAAAUGAGAACAAUAUUUUUUUUUCUUGUUUUAUUAGCUGCAAAAUCCACUGUGACAUCUUACCCCAUAUAGUGAGACAACUUACCCAAUGGUGGGGCAACAUGUCACAUGUUCACACUCUCUAUUUGAUUGCUUAUAACUCUGCACUAACACAAGAUACAAAAUAUAUACCUGAGACUUUGGUCUUUCAUCUGGUACAUAUUUUGUUUAUAGAUGAUGUAUUGAUUUCAAGAUGUAUAUCUAAGAGUGUAAAAAGUGUGACAACAAGCCCCGGUCUCCCCUACAGCUAAUUUGAAUAUUUUGAGUUUGCCCUCUUUACCCUAACUUUAAAGCUCCUGUGAGGAAUUUUAUACCGGUAAUGAAAUAGACUGAAAUUAAUACUAGAUAUGACCCAAGAGGGCAAACAAGACUGUAAGAAACAAGGCCGACUAAUUCUCUAUAAAUAUUUUAAUACCAGAUGCAGGGUAGGUGUAAGACAAGGCAAUUCAAAACAUGAUGCAGAAAAAGCCUUUUUUGAUCCAUCCCUCCCCAAAUUCGAAUCUGAGGACACAUGUUAAACACUUUCAAAAUAUAAGCUGGGUUUGCUGGGCAUCUGUGUCAGUUUAGCUUUAAAUCUUAUAUCUAUUUGUUUGUGUAAGCAUGGAUGUUGAAGUCUAGUGUGGGAUGCCAGAAAUGAUCUUUCAAAUAACCAUAAGUUUUUGUCCUUGAGUUGAAGUUUUUGACCUGAAACUCAUGCGGGCCUGUGGGGCUAUGAUGUAGUAAGUGAAGGUAAAUGAGUGAUCGUUCCUGGGUCUCCUGAGGCUUUCAUGACCGUUUAUUACAGUCAUAUAGUCCUUUCUGAAACUGUAACAACCUUUUAAGUCUCAGCCUACGUGUGCUUCUUCAUGCUGCCCACACUACAGUUGAGAGAAAAGACUGAGAGCAUUAUGAAGGCCAGAUUAUUUGAGUGCACCAUCUCUUACUUAUUCGGUCAUUUUCCUCUGUAGUAUUGAUGCACAGUCAUUGGUGGACAGCAUGUACGCCAAUGCUCAAUGCAAUUUAUCAGUAACAAGCAGCUUAAUUUAUAUUAUCUUCUCAUUGCAGUGUUCUUAGAUAAUAGGAAGGCAGUGUAUUUGGAAAAAAUGAAAUGCCUGAGAACAUACAAAAAAAUGUAUUACUAAUGCCGUACUACUGUGCCUCAAGGUUGUGAUUUCAAAAGAAAUUGGAUGUCUUUAUUUUACAGAAUGAUGAGGAAAAACCGUGCCUGAUCUGUCAUGAGAACAUGAGGAAAAGUGGAGGAGGCGUUCAGGAACUGCACUGCACGCACCGCUUCCACAAAGAGGUAAAACAACUUUGAGUGUUUUCUGUUUCAGUUUUUACCCAUCUCCUCUACACUGCACUCACAGCACUCGAAGAAGUCUUCACCCGUUCACCCCACUCCCACCAUGUCAGAUAUCAGACUUGUGGUGCAUGAAAACAGCUCAUUCCUGGAUGUGCAUGAUAUGAAGCAACCUGCAUCACCUGAACCUGCCUCAGUGGAAGCAUGAAGCCCUCUAACAACUCCCUUUUGGCCUGAGAAAUUGUACUCACAAUGAUGUCUCCGUUUGGUGGAAAGGCGGCUCGGAGGUCAGAGCAGAGUCGGCCUUGCAGCAGCAGCAGUGAGGCAGCAGCCUGUCAGGGGAGGAGAUCCUGGAAUGAGAGGAGGAGAUCAGAAGACGGACCCAUCUCCAUGGAGAAGGAGCAGCACACACUUCGUCGUCAGCUUUCUCUGAGGAGACAUCGCUGA
This is a messenger RNA of Xyrichtys novacula (pearly razorfish), 8640 nucleotides long. The record is from the annotation of a GenBank genome assembly. Lineage: Eukaryota; Metazoa; Chordata; Actinopteri; Labriformes; Labridae.